Pungitius pungitius (ninespine stickleback) is the source of this 6378-nucleotide messenger RNA. RefSeq names its product salt-inducible kinase 2b (gene sik2b). Bases 466 to 3231 code for a protein of 921 amino acids. Gene Ontology annotation, molecular function: protein serine/threonine kinase activity; ATP binding. Lineage: Eukaryota; Metazoa; Chordata; Actinopteri; Perciformes; Gasterosteidae. The record is from RefSeq and is a predicted model, not a curated record. Gene Ontology annotation, cellular component: cytoplasm. Gene Ontology annotation, biological process: intracellular signal transduction; protein phosphorylation. The transcript is spliced from 15 exons.
ACACGUCAACCAGAGGAACACGAUGCCUCUUUGGGAGUCAACUCGUGUGCUCGGCAGCCGAUAGAGGCACCUCGGGCUGAAAGAUUAUAGCUCUACUGAACGGGGCGAACGUGGUGUGACAGCCCCGCCGCCAACGAACCCUUUCUCCCCCCGGGUUCAGCAAAUGGCCUGCUUCGUGUCGCCGCGCUGACGGGAGAGUGCCGUCAAGCUGGCAGGGCGACACCGAAAUCAACUUUGUCUGUUUUUAAUGGACACGCUUCGAGCGGCAGCGGCGGCGGCGGCGGCGGCGGGCGGUUCGUUUCCCUUUCGUCUUUAUCUGUAGCUGCUGUAGCAAGCCCCAGCGUGAGCCCCACCGUGUGUCUCCCCCCCACACCCUCCCUCUCCUCUCCUCUCCUCUCCCUCCCCCCUUGCUCGUCCGGCUUACCCUUGCACUCUUCCACAACCCCCGGUCCCAUUAAGAACAGCAUGGUCAUGGCUGAGAGUGUACAGAAACCGCUGAUCCGGGGUCCCGUCCGGGUGGGCUUCUACGACAUCGAGCGCACCUUAGGAAAGGGCAAUUUUGCCGUGGUGAAGCUGGCUCGGCACCGAAUAACAAAGACCGAGGUGGCCAUUAAGAUCAUCGACAAGACCCAACUGGAUGCCGUCAAUCUGGAGAAGAUCUACAGAGAAGUUCAGAUCAUGAAGAUGCUGGAUCACCCUCACAUAAUCAAGCUGUACCAGGUGAUGGAGACGAAGAACAUGCUUUACUUAGUCACGGAGUAUGCCAAGAAUGGGGAAAUCUUCGACUACCUGGCGAAGCAUGGCCGUCUCAGUGAGCUCGAAGCCAGGAGGAAGUUCUGGCAGAUCCUGUCUGCGGUGGAGUAUUGUCACAACCGCAACAUCGUCCACAGGGACCUUAAGGCGGAGAACUUGCUGCUGGAUGGCCACAUGAAUAUCAAGAUUGCAGAUUUUGGAUUCGGGAACUUCUUCCAGCCUGGGGAGCCUCUGGCCACGUGGUGCGGCAGCCCACCUUACGCCGCUCCAGAGGUCUUUGAGGGCCAACAGUAUGAGGGCCCACAGCUGGACAUCUGGAGUAUGGGGGUGGUGCUAUAUGUGCUGGUGUGUGGUGCGUUGCCCUUCGACGGGCCCACUCUGCCUGUACUUCGACAGAGAGUCCUAGAAGGACGGUUUCGAAUCCCCUACUUCAUGACAGAAGACUGUGAGCACCUGAUCCGCAGGAUGUUGGUGCUGGACCCAUCAAAGCGUCUGUCUGUGGCCCAGAUCAAGGAGCACAAGUGGAUGGCCCUGUACGCUCCCGUUCAGAGGCCUGUCCUGUACCAGCAGCCUCUUCCCGCUGAGGGCGAGGCGCGUGUGGGGGAGUACAGCGAGCAGGUCCUCCGCCUGAUGCACAGCCUCGGCAUCGACCAGAACAAGACUAUAGAGUCUCUGCAGAACAAAAGCUACAACCACUUUGCUGCUAUCUACUACCUGCUGGUGGAGCGGCUCAAGGCCCAUCGCUGCAGCUUCCCCGUGGAACAACGGCUCGACGCUCGCCAGCGGAGGCCCAGCACCAUCGCCGAACAGACUGUCGUCAAGCCGAGCAGUGGUUCAGCACAGGUGGGUUUGCUCCCGCAGGGUGUUCGUCUGCUGCGCUCCCCUGCUGUGCCCCAAGCCUCCUCCGAUGGCUUCACCUUCGCCCAGAAUGCAUGUCUCCUGGAGCAGAAUUUCCUGGUGGAGGAUGUCAACACACCCAAAGUGAAUGGCUGUCUGCUGGACCCCCUGCCCCCCCCCACUGCCCUCCGCAAGUCCUCCACCUCGUCGCCUAGCAACAUGAUGGAGACGUCAAUAGAUGAGGGCAUCGAGACCGAGGAGCCUGACACGGAGGAUGAGUCGCCCCACCUGCUCUCAGCCCAUCAAACAGCGCGGUUUGGCCAGCGGCGACACACCCUCUCUGAGGUGACCAACCAGCCAGGGCCUUCGAACCAAGGUAAAUUGUUCUCUAUGGGCCACAACCCCUCCAUGGGCAGCAUGGACUCGGACAUGGGCUACGACAUGGGCUCCAUGCAAAGUGACCUCGGCCUUUUGGACGACCCCCCGUCCCUCGGGGAAGUGGUGCCGGCCAACAGCACGGCCGCCGGCGUUACCCCUGCGCCGUUCUUGAGUGCUCGGCCCGCCAACCCGGCAAUGGCCGUCCUGACCUCUCAGCACAGGGAGACGCACAACCGCUCCCCCGUCAGCUUCAGAGAGGGACGCCGCGCCUCCGACACCUCCCUCACCCAAGGUCUGGUUGCAUUCAGGCAGCACCUCCAGAACUUGGCGAGGACCAAAGGCAUCCUGGAGCUAAACAAAGUCCAGAUGCUGGUGGAGCAGAUGGGGUCUGGGGAAGGGGCCUCCAUGGGCCCCCUGGGACCACAGCACCACUUGCACAACCUCCUUGAGGGCGAGGCGUCGAAGCAGCAGGAGGGCCUCGCUUUGUACCAAGGUGGGCCGCCCCCGCCUCUGCUGUCCCGCAGACAGAGUUUAGAGACACAGUACCUCACUCACAGACUACAGGCCAACGCGUUAGCAAACAGUCCGGCUAGCUGCCAACUUUUCUGUAAGGACACUCGAAGUUUAGAGCAACAGCUGCAGGAACAGAGACUGAACCAGAAGAGGCUGUACCUGCAGCAGUCGCAAGGCAUGGGGCUGCAGGUGUACUUCAACCAGAUGCAAAUAGCUGAAGGAUCCUACACCGCAGGAGGUCCCGCUCUGGACCCGGCGGCGUCUCAGGGUUCCCCUCACGGUGCCCCCAUGUCAGCGGCCCACCAGCCCCAGCAGCAAGGCGGUCCUCAGGCCUCGCCUCCCUACAGCCACCCCCACAGCCUGAGCCCCUUGAUGGAACCGGCCGAGGGCCUCCUUUAUGAUCCCUACAUGAGCCAGCACCACUACGCCCAACACCCGCCCCCCGGAUCUCACCUCCACCACCAGCUCCCCCACCCUCUGCCUCGCGGAGCCUCUUCCGGCAGCCUGGGCUUCAGCUACCCCACAGGCUGUGAGCAGCACGCCUUGGGGCCCUUCAGUGAGGGUGUUCACCAGGAGCAGUACGAGUUCCAACUGGACCCGGCCCUGUUGCGCCCGCCGGCGCCGGGAGAGGCCGUGGCGUACCCGGGCCAGUCGGACAGCCUGGGCCUGCCCGAGCUGCAGGGCUCUCUCCUGGAGAGCGAGAUGAUGGAGACCGUGGACUCCCAGCACGGCUUCGUACUGGUCAACUAAAGCCAGCUGAAGGGGCUCGACAGGAAGCAGUAUUAAGCAAUGAGAACCUGCACAGCACUAAGAGCAGAUGUGAGCGGAGGCCACAAGCGUAGCAACGGGGAAGGAAAGGGUGUUCAUUUCUGUGUGACUAAAACAAACUUUGUUUCUUAGUUGUGAAGAACCUCAGACAACCUUUUCUACCACCAUCCUCCCUCAGCCCUCUCCCUCUUCUGCCUCGUCUCCUCUGUAACUUGUUCCCGUCAGCUCGGGGAGGCAGGAACCGGUCCGAUGGGUGGCACAAGGCGAGCUCCGCCGCACUAACUUGGCAGCGUGGCUGCGUUGGUCGCUGACGUUGUCCCAGCAGUGAGGGUGAGGCCGUGCAGUGAGGGGAGGUGCUGCCCUGCACCAAGGAGGGGUUCGGACUGUCAGACAGCCGUGAGGACAAAGGCUGUCAGUGGGGGGGGGGGUGUAUUUAAAAUAGGACACCAUCUACAUUGAUAGACUUGUCCUCAAAACACUUCUUUGGAUUUAAAAAAAAUGAUUUCAGUAGAUUAGAAGAAAAAAAACAGAAAAAUCGCCCUCAUUUAUCAUGGUACCAUCGUCGUCAAUUCAAGUGUUAAAGGUGUUUUGCCGAUUUUACAGAAAUAUUACGUGGUUAUAUAUAGUUUAAAGUUUCAACACUAACAUAUACAUUACAACAAGUAACUUGGUUUGUCAUUUGCCUUAAAAAAAUACUCUAACAUGCAGAUUGAUGCGCCAUGUUGACUGUGUGCUUUUUAAAAGUGCUAAACGCUACCCAAUCUAUUUUGUUAAGUUAAUUGAUGAAUGAAAAUAAUAUAUACAAACACUUGCGUAGCUGCAGGCUUUUGUGUCGGCCACGGGUCUCUUUAAAUUCUAACUACUGAUUCUGAUCGUUUUGUUCUCACACUACUGAAGCGCUUUCAUCCGCCCGCACACGCUUGCUACGGCAAGAGGCCACACGUCGAUUUAACAGUUGGGUUGUGGAUUGUGCGUUUGCCUGAUAAAUGAGGGCUGAUGUAAUUAACGUGUGUUUGGUUAGGACGUUGUGCUGUUUUAGACUGUACAUAUUAUUCUAUUUUUGUGGAAAUACUGAAGCAAUAUUAAUCCUUAAUGUUGGGGGUUUACGGAUGGAAGCCUCACCUGUGCAUCCGAUUCUGAUUGGUUCCCGGGGACCGGAGUCGUCAGCGGUGACAUCACUUGAGCUGAUGAUGUAACCAGAGCAUAAUCUCUGCCUCACUCGCCCUACAAAUUCAGGGUUAGGCCUGCGGAGAGGGAGAGGGAGAGAGAGAGAGUGAUUGUGUCUGUUUGCACAAUCCAUACUGCAACUCUUCUGCAUUCAUGAAAUCGUUUGUCGGAAAAAAGACCAACACUGUAUUGUCAUCUCAAUUAAAAAUAAAACAAACUGUGCUUUUCCCCCUAAAUGCACAGAGGUAGCUUUUUAGAAGAAUCCUGGUUUACAUCCUGGAGGCUCCAGUCAUGACUCUGUGUUGUGUUAUAAAUGGAUCAUGUUCAUGAUCGAUUCCUGCUUUUCACUUCAUGAAGGAAUGUUUUGUUUCUCUCGGACACUGGUGGCUGCGAGGCGAAGAACGACAGAAUGUGAGUCACGUGACACUGGAUUUUGACCACACGCUCACCGCCGCGCUUUGACAGACAGGUGAAAAAAAAAAGAGAAGCGCACGGGUGCAUCUUCUUUGAGGGUAGAAUAGAGUCAGAGAGUCACGACGAGCUUGUUGGACGGGGACCAUCUGACCUUCAAUCUGACCUUCAUCCAACCGGCUGGACCUUCAGUGAAAACAAGCCCGUCCACCGGACUGAACAGAUGCUGUAGAGCCAACAACCAGACUCUAAAGUACACAUGUGGGUCCACUAAAAGACUUUAGAAGGUGCAAGACUGAAAGCAAAAAUCCACCCUGAAACACAAUCAUAUUUACGCUUCUUUAGGAGCCUUUAAAAGAAAUAAACGUGUUGAUUUUCAAAUUCACUGCUGCAGACUUUAAGUCUUCCUGCGUCAGCUCUCCAACAGCAACACCGGUUUGAAUCAAAUUCCAAUUUUCUGCAUUAUUGACCAAUAUGACAUCGCAGUGAGAUGUUUUAAUGCAAGUGACUCAUCUAUCGUUUCAAAUGCCUCGUCAGCUCCACUUUUAGCUCUGAUCAGUCAAAAGGGCCGACGUGCUGAUAAUAACGAUGAUUAAUAUGUUUAGUCACACACACACACACAGUUUAUUGAAAUGCAACCGGCUGACGCCCAGUUGGCGGGUGGCGAUGAACAUGUCCUUUCAGAAAGAGAAGGAGCUUCAGCGUGGAAUGGCCAUGGUGCCGUUGGGGGUCGAUUCAUGAUGGUGCUCAGGGUGGAUUUAGCCCUGAAGGGAAUUUUUGAAUGAUUAUUUGAUUUUGUCGAUGGCUGGAACCGCUAUCAGUGGUCUGUGGAAAACGAGGAGGAGGAGGAGGAGUUUCACGCCCUCGGUUCCUGGCAGGAGGGAAGGAACCGAAGUGUGCGGGAAAUAUUCUUCUCCUCGCUCUUCCCCCUCCAAUAAUGGACGAGAAACCAAUUUCUUUCAAAGAAAGACCAGGCACAAUAAUACUUUAUCUGAUUUUGAUUCAAGAUGGAGGAACACGCGUCAGUUUACGACCGCUGUCCUUUGUAUAAAUUAGUGGUGCAGUGAGUCUUCGGUGCACCAAGGAGAAUUCUGUGUGCAACGUGAAAAAUUGUUCAGUGUGCCUUUUUACUUUUCUGUAUUUUCCAUCUAAAUUAAGGUUUUCAAUGGCACUAUUGUUUCUGUUGAAGCCCUUUUUAUGAUUUGUUUUAAAUAAGUAGAGCCAGGAUUCACAAAGGUACAAAACCAAAGUCCCUCAGAAGUAUCCCUGUACGACCCACCGUGUGGAGUUUUGGAGCUUUGGAGCAGUGCUUUUCUUCUUCUUGGUCAAUCCGUGUAUGCCAUUUAAAAGUAUUAUAGCAAUAUUUCUCUAGUUGAAGAAGUCAUGAAGAGUCUAGUGGACGUGUUUCCAAGUAUUGAUCAUUUCACCUCCUGCUGAUAAAACAAAACAUUGAUCUAUCCAUAGAAAUCCACUUUUAUAUUUACCUUCAUUGAUGUUGACCACACAUAAGCUAACUUGCUGUUGAGAUUAAAAAAGGUUUAUUGAACAUAA